Molecule: messenger RNA, 2197 nt
Organism: Clupea harengus (Atlantic herring)
Lineage: Eukaryota; Metazoa; Chordata; Actinopteri; Clupeiformes; Clupeidae
Gene: asmt2
Product: acetylserotonin O-methyltransferase 2
Exons: 7
Molecular function (GO): O-methyltransferase activity; protein dimerization activity
Source: RefSeq, a predicted model, not a curated record
CAAAAGUUGAAGAUUUAUUGUGCAGAGGUUUAUUGUGUGCCACAGGUGAUAUUCUCUGCAUGUGAGCUGGGUGUGUUUGACCUCCUGCUGCAAUCCCAGAAGCCCUUGAAGGCAGGGGAGGUGGCUCGGGAGCUUGGCACCAGCGAGGAUGGCAUGGAGCGACUGCUGGACGUACUGGUGGGCAUCGAGAUUCUGGAAGUGGAGCACACAGAGGGCACAGCACACUACAGCAGCACAGAUGUGUCCAAUCUUUACCUGGCCAAAGCCAGUCCCAAAUCGCUGCAUGACAUGAUCAUCUAUAACUCUCAAACCAUCUACCCUCUCUGGAACAACUUGGUGGAUGCAGUCAGGGAAGGAAAGAAUCAGAAUGAAAAAACCUUUGGAUUAUCAUCUAAAGACAUCUUUUCAGCAAUUUACAGGUCAGAGGAGGAGAUGCUCAAGUUCAUGGGGCUUAUGAACUCAACGUGGGCCAUUGAUGGACAUGAUAUUGUCACUGCCUUUAACCUCUCUGGUUUUAAAUCCAUGGUGGACCUCGGUGGCUGCUCUGGUGCUUUGGCUCGGGAGCUGGCCAGGGAGUACCCCUCCUCCACGGUGACGGUCCUGGACCUGCCCAAAGUGGUCCAAACAGCCAAGCAACACUUCACAGAGAGUGGUUGCACAGUUGAGUUUCAAGAGGGAGAUUUCUUUGAAGGAGACCUACCUCCUGCUGAUCUUUACAUUCUUGCUCGGAUCAUCCACGACUGGAAGAAGGACAAGUGUGAAAAGCUGUUGAAGAAAAUACACUCAUCUACUUCUCCGGGUGGCGGUGUCCUGAUCGUGGAGGCCAUGUUGUUUGAGAGCCGGCGCGGGCCAAUCACAGCUCAGCUCUAUUCCCUGAACAUGUUGGUCCAGACGGAGGGGAAGGAGCACCCCCCGUCCCACUAUACAGGCAUGCUCACCCAGGCGGGGUUCAAGGACGUGCAGGUUUGCCGCACGGGGAAGUCUUAUGAUGCCGUCCUGGCCAUCAAAUGAAGACUGCACCAGAGACCUCCCCCCUCUGACUGUCCUCAACCCCCCCCCCCCCCCCCCAACACACGCACACACCGUCAAACAUUGAUCCCCACUAAAGCCUGCCUCAAACUCUCCUCCGGUCACAACUUGUUCAAGUGGCCAUGUUGUGGUUGGGUGUUUAGCUGUGAAACCUCGUCAUUUAUAAUCCAUCAGUGACUUUGGCUCCCUGUCUGAGACUGAUUAUCUUUCUGUGAAAACAAGAGAAGAGUGGAUUGCAUUACUCAAGAUGGUGAUCAAAAUCUAAACCUGAGAGACUUCUGGAGGCAUUAAACCAUAAUCUCAACAUAUUUUCCCUUAAUAUCUCUAUGUAGGAGUCAUCCUAAUCCUUACUUUGCUUUGUAGAAAACACCUUUGUUUUGACAACCAAGAAUAAGACUACAAACUCACAUCUGUCAGAUUGCCUUUAGUGAGUGUUUCAGUGUUAGAUGACAAACAUUAAGUGGAGGUUUGGACGUUGUGUUAUGAUGGAGUGCCAAGUCAAAUUGCCAUGGAAUUUCUGAAGAUGUCUCUGACUUGAUCUGAUCUUUAAGUAACAGAUUACCAAUUCCACAGCAAAAUGAUGUAGCCUACCAGGUGGCUGUGUUUUGGUGGGUUUACAUACUUGUAAAAUGAAGGGUCAUUAUAAUAGCUUUUUUUACUGUUGAAGCCCUAAGCACCACCUUCUCCUUGCCUUCCAGGUGUACCUCUUUCACUGUGAUUGCAGCCUUUAAUCCAUCCAUGUGUGGCCUAACAAUAUUCCUUCCACACAACACACAUUUUUCUAUAAGCAUGGCAACCUUAUCAUAGACUCAUUCACCUAGUCAGUUACCCAGGAAAACAAAGUACGAUUUAUCUAACUUGUUACAUGAUUACAAUAGACUUUACUGGAUAAUAUCGUAUUAUGAAGUUAUGGCAAGCUAAGAUUUGGACAAAUCUUGAUAUCCGAAUGUGAGACGCAUGAAGUGACAAGUUUGGGCCUGAACUCCACUGUGUCUAAGACUAUUUUCAUGUAGGUUUGAUGGCUAGAUACUUCUCUGUUGUUUACUGAAUUGUCGCCCAUUGUUGUUGGUAAAAACGCAGACUUGACUACAUUUUCGUUUACAAUGUGGCACGUGAAAAUAUGUGGACUAGCAACUCGGUAUUAAACAAAACCACCAUUUCCACAAAA